AUGAUAUCCAAAGUAGAAAAGGAUCAACUCAAACAUCGACAUCAAUAUCAUCGCACUAUUGAUCAGGAAUAUGAUGAACCUGAUCAAACUUGUCGGCAAGAGGAGAGGGAACUAGGAUUAAAUAGGGAUAUCGCACAUUUCGAUUCGCAGAGGUCUCAACAAAAGUGCUUGAUGUGUUCUCGACAUCCAUCCGUCCAGCAUUUGCAGUCACAGGCAUACAACAGCACCCAUCCCGAAAGCUCGUCUGCCUCUACCGAGCAUCCAGUCUCCUGCCUCGUCACCUUUCCACCUUCAGAAUUGACCCGGAAGCAAGAAUCAUCAUUAUCUGUUGAUGCAACACCGAAAAACACAACUGCCUGUGGCCCUGCCUUAAAAUCGCCAUCCAGUGGGACAAAAAAUACCAGUUCACUCGGUUUGUGUGUUGGAGUGCAAAGACGAAAAGUUUUUUGCUUCUCUCCAUGGAAAGCGGAUCUUUGCAAAUCGGCCUACUAUUGCGCUAAUGAUACUGACGAUUCGGGCGAUACCAAGUGCCCUCCUCAUACGAGUCCCAGUGCUGUACAGGCUUUGUCCAGAAAAUCAGAGAUGCCUUGUUCCUUCCAACCUAGAAAGCAAGUCCCUCCAUUUUCGUCCAUUCUGUCGCCAAAUUUGUUGAAAUCCCGAUCGCCAAAAUUUUCAAUGCCCAGUUUCCUGCCCACUAACAGACACUCACGGUCUAAUUAUCCUCGCAGUAUCCAACACUCUUCUGGCACUGGAAAUGCCACCCAAUCUGUUUGUGGUGUUUUGGUGGAUCAAACACGAGGCAUCCAAUCGCAAACCUGUAGACUUGAGGGACCGCACAGGCCUUCUCCACCGCAGGCAGUUGAGGUAACUGCAAUUAACUGUCGUAGAUCGAAUCUAGCUUCUCGUGCAAGCAGCAUAUUUUCAGCUUCCGCCUUAGGAGGGAUAGGCUCUGUUCUCGUUGGCAGAGGAGGUGUUAUGAAGAAGAAAGUACUUGCAAGUCCGCCAUUCAUCUCUUCGUUGCGAAAUCACACCCGACUUCCACGUUUCGGCUAUGGCAGUACUUCCUUGCCCUCAUGUUCUAAUGUUGGCGCUUCUGUUGGUGUCACUUUGGGGAGCUUUGGCGGUGAACUUAUUGACUCCCGGAGAAAACUAUCUCCAGUGCCUCAGGGCGAAACGACUGGUAGACUCGGAUUCCUGCAAAACUGCGGUAAGUCGAGGUGA
This is a messenger RNA of Protopolystoma xenopodis, 1221 nucleotides long. The record is from the annotation of a GenBank genome assembly. Lineage: Eukaryota; Metazoa; Platyhelminthes; Monogenea; Polystomatidea; Polystomatidae.